Messenger RNA from Symbiodinium sp. CCMP2592, 654 nucleotides. Lineage: Eukaryota; Dinophyceae; Suessiales; Symbiodiniaceae. The record is from the annotation of a GenBank genome assembly.
AUGAUCAUGGCUGGGAUCUACUUAGUGCCGGCCACCGCCUGGGUGAUGUCGGUCUGGGCCAUGUACUUCGUCGAAGGGCUUGACGACCCAGCGGAGAAGUGGAAUAUUCUGCUUCCAAACCUGGGCACGACAACCAUGCGCGUGGUGUGCAUGGGACUCCACUUUGUUUGCGGGUCGGUGAUCAGUUUGGCCGGCAUUUGGCAAGUGCUGCCCGUAUCCAAGCGUCCGGAGUGGCUGUCGAGCCACCGCAUCGUUGGGAGAAUUUAUGUCAUUUGCUCGGUUUUAACCUGCAUUGGCGGCUUCGGGUUCAUCGUCCAACAGCGGAUACUGGCAGGUGGCUGGACAAUGAGCAUUGCCUUCACAGCCUACGGAUGCUGCGUAGUGACCUUUGCAUUGCUGGCAUACCGGACGGCACGGCAGAAAGACAUCGCUGCGCAUCGACGAUGGGCCAUUCGUUCCUUUUCCAUGGGCAUCGCUUCCUUCGUGUAUCGAGUGAUGCUCACCUUGGGUGUCCGGUUGAGCCUCAGCAUGCCGCAGGAUGAGACCACGAGCAUUCCCGAUGCUUCUGGCGUCGUGCCCUUCUUCCACGACGAUCUCUACAACCAGCCCCCUGGAAUCUCGAGCAUUUGGUUUGGGGCUGAUGUGCUACAUUGA